Molecule: messenger RNA, 2092 nt
Organism: Lingula anatina
Lineage: Eukaryota; Metazoa; Brachiopoda; Lingulata; Lingulida; Lingulidae
Product: chitin deacetylase 7
Biological process (GO): carbohydrate metabolic process
Molecular function (GO): hydrolase activity, acting on carbon-nitrogen (but not peptide) bonds; chitin binding
Source: RefSeq, a predicted model, not a curated record
AUGACCUCUGUCAGUAGACAGUGGCUGGCCUCUUUGGGUUGCGUCCUAUGACAUCUUACGGAGGUUUAUACGCUAGUGCACUUCGGUAUCUGCCAGUUUAUUAUCUAAUUUUUAAUGCAGAGCGACGAUAGACGCGGUUUCCUGAACGGCAUCUUAUCCCUGAAGGGAAAGAGUAGAUCAUGCCAUUAACGAAGUCUUGAAUACUGGGCAGAUUAUCAAUUUGACACCGCUACCGUCCUGUGUUUGGGAAAAAGGUGCCUGCCAGACAGGGGACUCUUACUUGUUUCCUCAUCCGCAUUGAAUACUCUGCUGUGGUAUAGGGAAACAGUAGGACGUAUACCAUGCGCUCUUCAACCGUCUUCUACUGGAUGACUAUUUGGGCUAUCUGUAUCGGUGGCAAACAAGGAGUAUUGGCGAAAAAGACAGUACAAAGCACAAUCAGGGCAUGUAAAAGAAACGGCACAUUCUGCGACCCGAGAGACUCGGGGAAAUAUUACGUCUGCCUAGAGGGACAUACUAGGGCAACCGUCCUGACCUGUCCCCCGGGAUUAUAUUGUAAAAAAGGCACUUUCACUGGGACCAUCAUUUGCGAUCACGGCGCAGUACAUUAUGAACCGGUGAGAAAGAAAUCAGUGGUUGGAAGGAACGUCAAAAGACCUGUUGCGGAGGCUUUGGCGCCGGCAAGAACUUCCAUAAUUGAUGAUGUACUCAAAGCCCUCCAUUCCCUGGCCAAAUCUUCCUACUCUUAUGUCGCCACGAUGGUCCAUAAUCAUAUGUCCCAUCCCAAAACCAGCAAACCAGAUUCAAACUACGGACCCAAGCCGUCAAAGAAGUACAAAGUAGAUGUCAUAUCGUACCCUGAUGUGAAAUCCAAAUGUAACGCUGACAAAUGCAAACUUCCAUCCUGCCUGUGUCCCUCUACAGCAGUUCCCAACAAACUCCAAGCCAAGGAGUUGCCGCAGAUCGUCUACUUCACUUUCGAUGAUGGCGUGAACACAAUAAACCACGCUUUUUACGAACGUCUUUUCCCAGAAAAUCGCAGGAACCCCAAUGGUUGCCCCAUUAAGGCAACUUUCUUCGUGUCUCACGAUACGACAGAUUAUGACCUUGUCAACUCCAUGUACUUGCGUGGCCACGAAAUAGCAAGCCACAGUGUAACGCAUCGUACCCCAACGACCUGGUGGAAAGAUGCAUCUUACGAGGACUUGAAAGAAGAGAUUUCAGGGCAAAGAGACAACAUCCAUACUGAAGCUCACAUACCCAUAAGUGCAGUACGAGGAGUCCGAGUGCCGUUUUUACAACAAGCCGGAGAUAUAUUCUUCAGAAUGAUGAAAGAUCAGAACUUUCUAUUCGACUCUUCACUCGUUCCCUCUCGUCCUCACAGCCCCAACGACCACUAUCUCCCCACCUGGCCUUUCACCAUGGAUUCCCCGAUUUCUUCGACCCUUUUUACCUGCACUGAAGGUAUGAACUGCCCCACGGGUAACUUCUCCGGUGUCUGGGAACUCCCCAUGAAUAGGAUGUUCGGGCCGCAUGGGUUUCCAUGCGCUAUGGUGGACGGGUGCCCCUCCCCUAAUAACGUUGAGGAGUCUUACGAUUACCUCAUGUCCAACUUUAAGAGGCAUUAUAACGGAAACAGGGCUCCGAUGGGGUUAAACAUGCACGCUGCCUGGUUCGUCAACAGGCCUCACAAUCUGGAUGCCAUGGAUAAAUUCAUCGGAGAUUUAGUUAAAAAAGACGACGUCUGGAUUCUUACAGCUUCUGAACUUAUUAAAUGGGUGAAAAACAUAACCCCUCAAUCCCAAAUGAGGUCUUUUAAUUUCAAUUGUUAGCAUAUGGAGUUGAAUGCAAAAAUAUUAUAAGCAAGCCUCGUGUUAAACGCGUUAAGAUAAACCGUUGUUUUAAUGUAUAUACAUUUAUUGACCAAGAUAAACUCCUUUGAACAUAAAAUAUAUGACAUUCUAAUACAGCAUAUUACUCCUUCACCGUCUUACAUCAAACCGGCAAUUAGCAAUUCAGAUACACUUGCUCCAGGUAAACUGAGAGCAGAGAAGGCAGGUAGUAUACAUGCUUGUAGUAGACUUAUCUAAAA